AUGUCAUCCAGUCAGCUCGUCGAUUGUCCUAUCUGUAGCAAGCCCGUCAAGGAGCUGAAUAUCAAUCGACAUAUCGAUUCUGGUUGUGAGUCUUUCAUCGACGACUCGCCUCCGACAACCCAGCAAAAUGCACCACCCAAACCCACUCAAGUCGCCAACUUCUUUCAAACUCCGGCUGCCAAGCGCAGUCAAACAGUCCCUGCCUCUACACAGGCUGUGAAUGGUGCUGCGACUUCAAAGCCAACUGAAACCCCGAGCGCGACUCCAAAAAGACCUCUAGAAGACCUCAAAGACGAAGACAACCCUCAGCCCUUACCCAAGAGAUCCAAGAAUGUCAAUCUGGAAAAGGCUGCCCCUUUGGCCGAGAGAAUGCGACCGCAAUCUUUAGACGAUGUCCAAGGUCAAGAACUCGUAGGACCAAAAGGUGUCUUGCGUUCCUUGAUUGAGACUGAUCGCGUGCCUUCCAUGGUGCUAUGGGGCGGACCAGGAACUGGCAAGACAACAAUUGCUCGAUUGAUAGCCAAGACUGCAGGGAACCGCUUUGUCGAGAUCAACAGUACUUCUUCUGGUGUUGGUGAGUGCAAGAAGCUAUUUGCAGAAGCUCGUAAUGAGCUUUCUCUCACUGGUCGAAGAACCAUCAUCUUCUGCGAUGAGAUUCAUCGUUUCAGCAAAAGUCAGCAGGAUGUAUUCUUGGCCCCUGUAGAGAGCGGCGUCAUCACCUUGAUCGGGGCAACUACUGAGAAUCCGAGUUUCAAGGUCAUAAAUGCUCUUCUGUCAAGAUGCCGUACCUUCACCCUUGCCAAACUAGAUGACGAGCACAUCACAAGCAUUCUGAAACGUGCUCUGACUCUUGAACCCCCUAAAACACAGCAUGGAGCAGACUUGUUGGAAUCAGACGACCACGCACUGCUGCGUUAUCUUGCUAGCUUCGCAGACGGGGAUGCGCGAACAGCACUAAACCUCCUUUCUCUUGCUUUGGACCUGUCAACCGAUCCGGAAACCACCAUCGAGACUGUCAAAGAAAACUUGACACGAACUCUGGUAUACGAUCGUCAAGGAGACCAGCAUUAUGACACCAUCAGCGCCUUCCACAAGAGCGUUAGAGGCAGUAAUCCAGACGCAGCUCUCUACUAUCUUGCCAGGAUGUUGCAGUCUGGUGAGGAUCCGGUCUACAUAGCGAGGCGCAUGGUAGUCAUGGCUAGUGAGGACAUUGGCCUCGCAGACAACUCAUUACUAUCACUGGCGACGGCGGCCUACACUGCGGCUAAGGAGAUUGGUAUGCCAGAGUGUCGCAUAUGUCUUGCCCACGCAGCAGUCGCUCUUGCUGAAGCCCCAAAGUCUACGCGCUCCUAUCGAGGUCUCAAUGCUGCAUAUGCUGCCUUGUCGGAACCUGGAAUUGCGGGACUGCCUAUACCAGUUCAUCUUCGUAACGCUCCUACGAGAUUGAUGAAGGAACUAGGUUAUGGCAAGGAAUACAAAUACAAUCCGGACUACAAGAACGGAAGGGUCCAGCAAGAAUACUUUCCCGACAAGCUGCAAGGUAAAGUCUUUCUCACAGAAAAUCACCUCGGCGAUAAAGUCGACCCCGACCUUCCUUCAGAAGAGGUGGAGGAGCGGAGCGAAGAAGAUGACAAUGGCGAGGAGCGCAUACUCAACCCUGAUGGAGGAUGA
This is a messenger RNA of Aureobasidium namibiae CBS 147.97, 1671 nucleotides long. RefSeq names its product P-loop containing nucleoside triphosphate hydrolase protein. The transcript has 2 exons. Gene Ontology annotation, molecular function: enzyme activator activity; ATP binding; DNA binding. NCBI's taxonomy places the organism in Eukaryota, Fungi, Ascomycota, Dothideomycetes, Dothideales, Saccotheciaceae. The record is from RefSeq and is a predicted model, not a curated record. Gene Ontology annotation, cellular component: nucleus. Gene Ontology annotation, biological process: regulation of DNA repair; DNA-templated DNA replication; DNA repair. The coding region runs from base 1 to 1671 and encodes 556 amino acids.